GAAAUCGAAAGGGCUUAUCACGUGAUCAUGGCGGGGAUUUUCAGCUCAAGCUUUCAGUGUCAUUCGGCGUACUUUUCUGAUAUUUGACAAUAUUCAUAGGCAGUAUUUGCCGGCGUUAUCACAGAUUUUCUUUUCUAUAAUUGCUUGCGAGACCUCUGUGGUGAUCUGAAAGUGUUUCCUUUACAGAUAUGUCGCUGGAGGACCCGUUUUUCGUUGUCAAAGAGUAAGUGAACUAGCCAUCUAAAAAUGUGGAUUUUCAGGAUGUAUGUUUCCGUAAACAACGUUUGUCUGAUGAACGGGGGUAAAAUGAAGGAGAUUGAUUGGGUAAACUGUAGCACUUAUGGUCUGAAGACUGUGUAAUCUUUGCACACCACUGGUUUCUGUUUUAUGUUCAUCGAACGCUGUUUUUUUUUUUUCGAACAGCUGCUGUGUUCUGAGUACGUGUAAAUUCCUGUGAUUGAUUUCGGUGUGUUCGGUGUGUUCGGAAGUUAAGUUUGGCAAUAAAUCAGAUGUCAGUGGGGUAGAAGUUUGCAAUUUUACCUUUCCUAGCUUAUAUUUUUUGUGAUAUUAACCAUAGGUUUCUUAAAGACCGAUUAUAAUAAAAGCUUCCAUUGGGUACUUUUUAAAUACCUCUCAGUAUUUUUACAAUGUUGACGUGAUGUUGUUGGUACAUGUAUAUGUAAAUGAGCUGUCAGUUUCUAGAAAUAUUUUUAGAUGUCUGUCCUUACAUUACCAUUGUUGCUAUUAUUAACAAAUACUUCGAACCUUAAAGUAGGACUUAAAGUGCAAACAACAAUUGGACACUUGGAAAGCUGCUUUCCUAAUUUUUCUGAUUUGAAGUCAAUUCUUCUUGAUCAGAAUAGUUUUGCACUUUCUACAGGAGGUUUGUUUAGGAAGAUCUAAAUUUAGACUGAUUAAUAAAAAUGGAACACAUUAUUACUUUACUAAAAUCUGAAAAUGGAUCAAGAACGUAAAAUAUCCACACCCCUUGACCAGGGUUAUGAGAACACAUCUAGAAAUCUGCAAUAAAAUAGACCUGGCGAAGUGUAUUUAGCCACGUUACUUUCAUGAUCCAGGCUACAGCUCAUCUCUAUUUAGCAGUUAUCAGAUGCGGUAGACUGUGAGCAGUCUACAGAUGAGGCAGAGUAUGAUAUGAAGAAUUGUGCAGAUGAAUGACCUCCAAGAUCUGCAUAAUUGUUUUAUCAUUUUGUUAUUCAUUCAAAAUAUUUCCAACUGAAAAACAUGUUUAUCUUAAGCAAUGUAAAGUUCCCAUCUUCACAACUAUAGGAAGCUUAAGCAGCCAUGGUGAUGACGACAAGGUCAAAAAACCAUUGGUUUUAUGAGCAAAACAACAGCUGGGCAUGUGCAUCAUGCUUUUAGCACAUUUAUUUGACGUCCACUGCACAACAACAAUGCAAAACCUCCUAAUGCAACAUUUUGUGGGGGAUGUGAAGAUACGAUGAGAAAUGUUUUAUUUCUCUUUUUGUCCCUGGAUAAAGUCCUUGAGAAUUCAACUCCAGGAGAAACUGCCUGCAUUUGACAAAUUGAGUGGGUCCAAAUAGAUCCAAAUAGAAGUGAUAAAGUUGGAGAGGACAAAAAUUUAGUUUUUAGUGAUGCUUUCACUACCAUUUUCACUGCCACUUUCAUUGUCAUUGCUUAAGGUGGUCCGUUCCUAUUUAUAUGCGUGUUGGUUAUGUUUUUGAUUCGCGUUUUUCAGAAUGAAAGACUCAACCACUUUCUACGAUUUUUUGCAUCCUUAAUAAAUAAUAAUGGAACUUUAAAAAAAUGUUAUUUAUUUUCUUAUAGGUAUAAAAACUUUUGAGAUAUCGGCAUAUAAUUAAAACCUCAUUUUUACGAAAAAUGAAAAUAACUUCGAAAUCCCACGACAGAUUUUUCCCUAACUUCAGCAAAUAUGCCUGAGAGCUCUCUAGUUUUAUGUUUGCAAGUUUGAAGGCAAUCGUGACCGUAGAAAUCGCCCCACAAAAUGUUGGUCAAAUUUAAUGCUUAAAUGAUAGGCUAACACAUCUGUGAACGUAAACGCACAAAUUUAACGGUCCACAAUACUUAACAGUAAACAUAAAAGCACUCUUGUUACUUAUGAUGGCCUUUCUUUUUGUACAAUGACCUGAGGUGUGUAUUUACAUCAAGUAUUACUUUAUUUAUUUUACAGGGAGGUGCAAAAAGCAGUUAAUAAUGUUCAGACACUGUACAGGAGAUGGCAAGAUUUAUUAGAUAAUCCAAGAACUGUAGGCAAAGAUGAAUAUAACUGGACAACAAAUGAACUACGUAACAAUCUGAGGAGUAUUGAAUGGGAUUUGGAAGAUCUGGAUGAAACAGUAGGGAUUGUUGAAGCAAACCCAAGAAAAUUUAACAUUGACAUCUCAGAAGUAAAUCAGAGAAAGCAAUUUAUAAAACAGACAAGGGACAGUGUGAAUAAUAUUAAAGAGCACAUGAACAGCCCUUCAGCUAAAGCAAAAGUUGAGAAUUCAUCAAGAGAUGUAAGCUACUUUUAUUACUUUUCAUGAGGUUAAAAAAGUAUUGAACCUUUUUAUAUACUUCUGUGGUAAACUCUAGUUUGGAUUAAAAAAAUUAUUGGGUAGAAAUUUGGGAUCAUUUUACGUUUCUGGGAAACUGCCCACCUACCCCUCCCCUAAGCCAACAUUUUGCCCUAAGUGAGAAUUAAGUAUUAAUGUUAGCUCAGGGGAGGGAUAGGUGGGCAGUUUCCCAGAAACGUAUAAUGAUCCGAAAUUUGCUGUUGUCUACUAAAAUGUUCCAAACAAUAUUCGAUCAGUACAUUAUUAAUGGAAAGGCCAUGAGAAGUGGUUAAUGAUAAUGUUUUUAUCUCUUAUCAUGUAAUUAUCCUAAUUAAUUUUCAAGGGGGCUGUUUAUAUAGUACUAGAAUGACUUUCAUGAGUUUCGUUCCAGAAUGAAGUUCACCAUGAAAUACCAUAAAAUUCUGAAAAUAAGCCCUGGGGCUUAUAUUUUUCAAAGGCCCUUUCUGAGGGGAUUAUAUUUGGAGGGGCUUAUCUACCGAGCUAUGGAGGAAAAUUUGCAUUUCAAAUCAAUAGGGCUAGCCUUAUAGUUGGGAGUAAAUUUACCGUUUUUGCUUUGUUUUUCUUUGUAUAUGAGGGCAAUUUUUCGAGUACAGGCCCCCGGGGGGCUUAUAUUUGGAGGGGCGAUUUAAUGGAGGGUUUUUUGCGUUACCGGUCUUGGGGGCUUAUAUUUGGAGGGGCUUAUAUAUGGAGGGGCUUAUUUUUGGAAUUUUAUGGUAGACCAGUUCAGCCUAAGGCAUUCUGGCUUGCAUGGUUUUCAGGCCAGAUCACAUACACAUGGGCCACUUGCCCCAAACUACUCAAUUUGUGAUUUCCAAUCUGGAGCAAAGCUUGUUUUCAGUUUACAUUAUUGAUAAUCGAAUAAAAUUUCACACCAGGAUGAGAAUUUUAUUCUGAUUGAAAGCAGGAAUGAACUUGUUCCAGAAUUAAAGUCCUUAGGGUAUCAUGUGAAUAGCCCCGGCUAAGAAAAUGUAUGAAGAUUAGUCUGGAGAAUUUGCAUUUGGAUAUUGGGGUCCGCAUAACACAGUAGAUUUUUUUCCAAUCAUUCCAACCAGUGUAGCCUCGUGUAAAUAUUAAUACUAUCAUUAUUGUAUUUCAAGGCACUUCUUGGAAGAAGAAAUGACAAACCAACAGACAGAUACUCUAGGCUGGAUAAAGAACUUGAAAACUCAAAUCAGUCUUUUAUAACAGACCAACAGCAGCAGCAAGAGGUAAUACUACACUUUCAUAACCAUGGUCAAGUUAGCUCAGUUGGAGAAGUGCCAAUCUACUGAGCGGUAUAGUCUAGAUUAGCCCUGACCAUACUUCCAACCAAACUACUAAUUCCUGGCAGCUCUGAUUAAGGCUAUAUGUUCACACUAUACCGGAUACAUUUGGCUUUUGCUUUGCACAAAAAUCAUACCAUACAGGGUUUCUGUUCACACAUAGGAAUCGUGAUUUCGUCGUGAUUUCUGUAACAAAGCUGCACUGAUCUCAAAAGUGGAGCAUUACAAAUUGGAUAGGUUCUAUGCUACACUUUGUUGCAGUGUGAACAAGUAUUCUGAGCAUAGCGGAAGUGAAUGAGACUAGUAUGAAAAACUACUGGAACUCACUGAGACGGAAGCAAAUAUCCAGGAGUGAGGACUGGGAUUUAGUUCACCAAACCCUCUUGGCCAACCGCUCCAGCACAAUGUUCAAUGUGUUUAAACAACUUGUUCCAGUUUAGUGCCGUCACUGUUCAUUCUAUACAAGAGAGUUUUUGAGGUGGUAUGAAAAGCUAUCCAGCAGAGUGUGAAAAUAGCCUUAGACCUUGACUCACAGUGACAGGUGAUCACAUCAUUGAGUGGUUAGCCAUUGGCUUUUUCUUCUUAAUUUGGAAUGCAACAGCAACCACACUUCCAUGGUGUGGCUUAUCGUCUUCUUGGUUGUUUAAGAAAGGAACUGUUUCUGUCCCUCAUUAAUUAGCACAAGCUGUUGAGGUGCCCCUGCCAUAUCUGGCAAAUUUACCAGGGUUAUAAAGUUUAGUAAGAUUCACUACCUGUCUCUGUUAGAAUGUUUGAAGUUAGUCAUUGCUGAUCCUAGUGUAAGUCCCCUAUUCAGCACCCCUCUCCAAUGAAACUGCUUCAGGACUAUUUAAGGCUCUUCCUUUUCAAGCCACCUUUUUUUCCUUUGCACCAAAUUUAUUACUGUAAUCUGAGACAGAGAGAGGCUACAAAAAGGCCUGAAUUGGUACAAAUAGUUAUGGUGAGUCCUGGGACUCAUCUUGUGAAAAAUCAUGAGUCCCUGUCCAAAACCACUGAGUCCCAGUUCAAAAAACAAUGUGUCCCAGGGUCUUUUGUAACCACACAGUUAGUCUGAAGACAGACUCCAAACUCUGUAUUACAGUUUACUGAAAUAAAAAUAUACUCCUUCUAUUGUAAAGCACAACAAAGACUAAAAGAAAUAAUGGUCGUUUAACAACAGCCACAAGAACAGCCACAGAAAUCACACAAACAGGAUACAUUGUGUAUUCUACAAAAACCAUCUUCAGAUCAAUCAAUCCAUCUUUGCGUCCUGCGGGAUGCAUGCCACAAAUUAUUUUAUGUCUUUGGGGAUUUUUAUGCAUCAGGGAUCAGUGUUCUCCUUAUCAAGUGGUAACUGAUUAAAUUUACCACUUGAAGCAACACUUCUUACAACCUGCAGCAGCCUGAAGGUUUACUAAAAUUAAAGAAGUACUUUAACAAAAUACACAAGUUGUGAUCCGAUCCAAUUCUCACUUGCCACAAGGAAUGAAUAUACGUUUGACUGAUUUGUGGAAAAUAGGUCUUGUAAUGAGGGAAUAAUGUUUCAGAGAACUGAGCUCCUAAAUUUCCCAGCAAGGGUGGGACCAUGUUCUUCACUCCACUAUCCCCCUGUCCCCAGGAAAGUGCACCUCUGGUGCAUAUUUUUGGUCUUACCGGCUAUGAAUGGUUCCUCACCUGCAGGGGCUGAGCUAAAACUUAGGGAGAACACUGCAGGGAUGCAGGACGCAGAGGCAACAAAAUACUGUUUCAUCAGUAUCAUGUUGCUGUUUCGCCAUGUCACUUUGCAUGUUACAUAGAAUGUUAUUGUUAUUAACAGAUUAUGUUGUUUUCUCUUGAUUUGUUUUAAGUUAAUGAUACAAGCACAAGAUGACCAAUUGGAUAUGGUAGGGCAUAGUGUUGGCGUGCUGAAGACAAUGGGAAAGAGAAUUGGUGAUGAAAUUGAAGAGCAAAAUUUGUAAGUUCUUUUGCAAAGAAAGCAAAUUGUUUUUUUGUUUGCUUAUUUAAAGAGUGUAUUGCUAUGGAGUAAGUAAGAGUGAAGUGGCUUCUUUCAUACAAAGGGAAAUGAAAAGAAAAAGCAAUUCAAUAAUUUAAAGGAGCCUAAUUUGUGUAACUUACUAUGUGCUCUCAGGAACUGUAGUUGUCUUAAUUUGCCUUGUGGAGAAUGCAUUAGGGUUUGCGGUUUCUCAGGGCCCAGUUGUUCGAAGGUCGAUUAGAGCAAAUCUUCUCAGUUUUGCUCAAAAGCAUUUUUUGGGAUACUUUUCUGCUAUCCUAUGAAUUCAGUUAACUCAGCUUGAACAUCCUGGCUCUGCUGUGUAAAAACUUGAAAUGAUUUUAAAAUUCAAAGGUUUUAUAGAGAAGUUACAGACACUGUAACUGUGUGAAAACCUUUCCUUUGAAAUAAAACCCUACUUUUCUGUCACACGAGGCAAACCAAACAAGUGAAUAAGUUGUUUUUCCAAGAACCAUUUUCUGUGGCAUUGCCGUUGUUGUUGAAGGGAGGUAGCUGCAAAAAUCUACUAAUAAGAAAACAUUAACACUGAAUAAGCUAACACUGAUAUAUUUUCAACUCAAGUCUCAUGAUAGUUGAUCUGAAUCUUUUUAGAAUCUUAGACGAUUUUGGACAUGAAUUAGAAAUGACAGACUCGAAGUUGCAACAAACAGUUCUCAAAGUGGAAAAAGUUCUCAGACUGUCUGAUGGUAGGAGACUUGUUUUUUGCUUUAAUUCAUUAAAACCUUUAUUGCUCAUGACCACUCUUGUGCAACCACGAUUUUUUGGAAACCAGUUUUUAUUGUGUUAUUGCUAUCUAUAGCACUAUCCAUCUUUUGACCAACCGGGGCCAGAUGAGAAAACAUGUUAAGCAGUUUCUUGACAGCAUGAGGUGAAAUGACAGUGAAAUGAGCUGUAAACGAAGAUCUUAGCCUGUUUAUUUUAAUCUGAUCAUGUUUACAUGAUAGGUGGGGUGACCUAUCCUGACGGGUUGCCCUGUCUGCCAGACCGGGUAACCCUCACAACCGGGGUCAAAUUUUCCCAUCAGAACGUUUCAAGGUGGGGUAACCCGCCUCGCCGGGAUUACAUCAAUUUCUUUGCAUCAUUAAAAGUGAAAGCCUCAGCACUGAAAGGUCACAACAAAAGCAGCAACUGAGAGUUGAAGAGCGUUAACCGCCAAAACACGUCUUUUGCUUGGAUAAGCUGAUUACCUCACCAACCUGGGUUUCCCCACUUCCAUGUGAUCUGGCCGUACGUUUGGUUAGCUUGGCUAUCAGAAGCAGAAGUCAUUUUGGUAAAAAUGGUAACUUAGACGGAGGCUAUACAUUUCAACUGUACUUUCUGUUUGUUCCAUUGCAGAUAAGAGGCAAACCUGUGUACUUGUGGCAUUAAUUGUAAUCAUGAUCGUUGUUAUAAUUUUAUUCGUAGCGUUAUGAUUGAAAAGGCAUAAAUGUUUAGGUAUAUUUAUGUUCGCUUAAAAUCGGGAUCCAUUUCCAUUUAAAAGGGGCACUCAUCGAGCAAUGAAAUUGAAACCGAGCUCUGAGCUCAAGGUUCAAUAUUUAGGUUCGCCGUCCAAUAAAGCAGAGGUUAUUUGUUUUAUUUCUUUUUCUUUUUCUGUCAUUCUAAUGGCGAUAAUAUUGGACCUCUGAUAACAAAAACAGACAAAAGUAAUUGACACCCGCCAGUGACAAGUACAAAGCCAUGGCCUUUCUACCUUUUGACCGAAGCGUUAAAGUACAAAACUCAACUUUUGGCUGGGUUCAAAAUUUAUUGCUUGUUACUGGCAACGUGGCCCCCUUUUUAAUCAUUUUGAGAGGUAAGACUAAAAAUUAUUUCAGUAUUUAAUUGAUACUUAACAUACAGUUUACAUCUCUCUGGAGUCAUGAUUUAAGAAUUAUUAAUACAUGUACAAACCGUAACGGUGGAAGUGUCACGUUAAUAUGUAUACACCUGAUUGAAAAAACAUUGUUUGAAAAGUAUAAACCAUAUGAACCAUAGGACCUAAUGGAUCUAUGUGUAGAACUUUAUUAGCAUUGCAGAUUUAGAGUUCUUUCCAGAAACGUUUACGUUACUGAAGCUUUUCGCGACGAUGCAUUCCGAAGAAAGGUCCGACGAUUCCCAGUUUUCUUAGUGAUAAGCCCACAACCUCAAAUGUGUAGCGCAGGGCACAUCAGAAAUCUCUACAGUUAAACAGCGUAGCCAUCUUGCUAACGCACGCUUGAAAAUCAUAAUAUAGGACCUAAAAGCUGUCUUGGAAGACAAAAAAAGACAACGGCAUGCUUUAAACAAAGUACUCUAGGGAUUUGCAUCCGCACGAGCAGCUCGUAACAGUGUAAACUUUUUUGAAAGAACUUUGAAUUUGCUUUGCUAAUGAUCAUAUGCCCAUCAAUCCUUGAAGCCUCAUCGAUCAUGCACCGCCGUAGCCAGUACGAGGCGAACCGAGGCACUCUCCUCGGUAAAAUUUUAUCAAAUAUUGUCGAUUUUUAUUUUUUUUAUCAGACUGAUAAUAUUAGAAGAUUUCCUCAUCGGUCGCCUCGGUUGUGGUUUUUACACUUUUUAAGCGACAACUUUUUUUCAACCAUGUAUACAAGGCUAUGUUCACGCUGUACCGGAUAGAUUUUGCCCGGGCAUAAAAACCAUACCGGAUAUUGCUUCUGUUCAGGCAUAACGGUUAUUUUGGCGCGAUUUUUGUGACGGAGAGAAGCUGCGCCACGCCGAUCUCUAAAGUGGAGAGUCACGUAUAGAAAAGGUAUUCACACCAUAGCGAAAAGCUUUUGGUGGCGGCAUGAAAAGCUGUCCGCUUUAGUAUGAACAUAUCCUAAGAAGAACACUUCCGUAGCCUUGAUUUAUGUGACAAAAUUACCGUCUUUAACUUACAAUUGGAAAAUGUUAAAGAAAUUCAGGGGUUUCAAUAAACACCGACGCUCGUAGAAACUCGUGGGCUACUUUGCUCAGAGAAGUCGGCUACCUUUUUUUCUAGAAAGAAAAAGCAACUGGUGUGAAUAAACGUAAUUAUGAUGUUUUCAUAAAGGCCCACUGGUUUAUGCUUUAAUCAUGUGAACGCCAUAUUUUAGUCAUGUUUUCACAAGUUUUUGUAUAGGUUUACGCAGAAUUUGUUUACGCGCGAAAGUACUUUAAUUAUCUAGUUUUUAUUAUUUGUUCAGGAAUUGAUUGUGUGGCGGAUAGUUCGAAAGUUGAAUGAAAGCUAUAUUUUCUUGAAUGAAAAA
This is a messenger RNA of Porites lobata, 9028 nucleotides long. NCBI's taxonomy places the organism in Eukaryota, Metazoa, Cnidaria, Anthozoa, Scleractinia, Poritidae. The record is from the annotation of a GenBank genome assembly.